Messenger RNA from Meira miltonrushii, 2214 nucleotides. RefSeq names its product Arginase/deacetylase. The transcript has a single exon. Lineage: Eukaryota; Fungi; Basidiomycota; Exobasidiomycetes; Exobasidiales; Brachybasidiaceae. Gene Ontology annotation, cellular component: histone deacetylase complex. Bases 1 to 2214 code for a protein of 737 amino acids. The record is from RefSeq and is a predicted model, not a curated record. Gene Ontology annotation, biological process: chromatin organization. Gene Ontology annotation, molecular function: histone deacetylase activity.
AUGAAGAGAACAUUCGAUGCUGAUGGAGAUUCAAAAAGAUACGACAUCUAUGAUGAUGGCGUAUACGAUCCGCAAAAUACACACAAUGAAGCUUUGGGCCGGGAAAUUAAUGACCAACAAAGAAUCGUAGAGAGGGCUUCAAAUUCCAUCGAAUCGGACAACUCCGAUGAGAAGCAACUCGUCAUUCAUCGUUCAGGUUAUGUCUACAGUCCUGCAAUGAUGCUUCACGCUCAUCCUGCUUCCGAUUAUGCUCCUGACGCGAAAGACGAACCGCUUCAUCCUGAAGUUCCAGAACGGAUUAGCAAGAUCCACAGCGUAUUGGACAAAGGAGGAUGUUUGGAGCGAAUGAAAAAGAUUCCAAUCCGUGAGGCAACAAUGAAUGAAGUCAUGAAGGUUCAUGAUCCGGGCAUGUGGGAUGGCCUCGAAAGACUACAUGCUUUCUUGCCAGAAACGCUUAUCAAGAAGACGGUCUUUCUGGAGAAAUUUUACUCCCUUUAUGUCAAUCAGCAUUCUGCCAAAGCAGCUCGUUUAAGCUGUGGUGGUGUGAUUGAAUUGUGCGAUGCUGUGGCAAGUAGAAGGAUCAGAAACGGAUUUGCGAUCGUUCGUCCACCUGGUCAUCAUGCAGAACCGGAUGCUUCAAUGGGUUUCUGCUUCUACAACAAUGUUGCAGUAGCUGUUCGCUUUCUUCAACAGAAAUACGGCAAGGCAAAGGAUAAUACCCGAUGCGAACGCAUUUUGAUACUUGAUUGGGAUGUUCACCACGGCAAUGGCACACAGAAAGCGUUUUACGAUGACCCAAACGUAUUGCUCAUCUCCAUUCAUCGGUACGAUGGUGGAAAAUUCUAUCCAUGUGGUACAGCUGGCGAUUACACCCAAUGUGGUGCAGGUGAAGGAUUGGGCAAGAAUAUCAACAUUCCUUGGUCCGAAGGCAAAAAGAACGAUGGCGAUUACAUCGCAGCAUUUCAGCGGAUUGUCAUGCCGAUUGCGAUCGAAUUUUCACCUGACAUCGUUUUGAUCUCUGCCGGUUUUGAUGCAGCUGAAGGUGACGAAUUGGGAGAGUGUUUCGUAACACCGGCAGGAUAUGGCCACAUGACUGAUAUGCUGUCCAGUCUGGCAGAUGGUCGCUUGAUCGUUGCAUUAGAAGGAGGAUACAAUUUGGAUGCAAUCUCACGUUCAGCUUUGCAUGUCACAGAAGUAUUGUUGGGAGAUCCACCGGAGGUGCUGGAGCCCGAUACGGUGUGUGGAGUCUCGGCACAUCGUGUUUUGAAAAUGGUCGAGCGCCAACAAUCGAAUUACUGGAAAUGCAUGGAGAAGCCAGAUCACGAACCGGAAGAGGGAGAAGAUGAUGGCAUCGAUUCGUAUUCGUUAGCCCGCUUGUUUGCAUCACAUCGCAUUGAGCACAUUGCGAAGCGAUUCAACUUAUUGAGAUGGCCAACGGGGGAAAAAGAACCAUAUGAUGCAGGUCAGGUGUUGAGCACUCCAGCAAUAUUGGAGGCAAAAUCGAUCAUCCUUUUCGCCCAUGACAUGGGCAAUCUUCGCAUGGGGUCUUGGGAGAACAACAUCUUUGAGCCUGACGUGCACCUCAUGAAGAUUGUUGACGAUAGCUCACGAGUGUUGGACUGGGCACAAAAGGCAGGGUAUGAAUUCAUCGAUGUUGGUGUGAUUGGCGAGCAUCCAACGCGAACAAAGCCCAAAGUGAAAGGUGAUUCAGCUGCUCAAGCAUUGGAGAAGGUGCAAAAGGAGCAAGCCAGGAACUUGCUUCUCUUGACUUGGGACAAUAUCAUCACGAUGCUCACGCAGGGGAGAGAAGAUCCGGUCAAAGUCAUCUUGAUGGGAAUGGGAAGUGCUUGUGAUGCGAUUCUUAACCUGAUCGCCGAACGCAAAGUCGAUAAUGUCGUUGGUGUCGUGCAAAUCCCAGGAUACGAUGCAUUGCCAUCCACAUCGGGAAAUUGGGAGCCGAAGCGAAAAUGGUACUAUCGCCAUUCCCAAGUGUUUGUACCGUACGAUCAUACGGCAUUUCAAGGUGCCGAGGAUGGCGUUGUGACCGCCAAACGGUUUGGGAAAUUGAUCCGAUCGGAUCAAAAGUUUGCCGUUCAAGUUCUUUCUCAUGAAUUUGAAAAGAUAACAGACUUCAUCGAAAGUAAGAUGCCUCCAACGCAAACUGGUUCCACUCUUGUCUCAACAAAUGACACGCCAAUGGUUUCUGUAACUUAA